Messenger RNA from Nymphaea colorata (pocket water lily), 952 nucleotides. RefSeq names its product phosphopantothenoylcysteine decarboxylase-like. Gene Ontology annotation, biological process: coenzyme A biosynthetic process. Gene Ontology annotation, molecular function: phosphopantothenoylcysteine decarboxylase activity; FMN binding. The transcript is spliced from 3 exons. The record is from RefSeq and is a predicted model, not a curated record. Gene Ontology annotation, cellular component: phosphopantothenoylcysteine decarboxylase complex. Bases 204 to 803 code for a protein of 199 amino acids. Lineage: Eukaryota; Viridiplantae; Streptophyta; Magnoliopsida; Nymphaeales; Nymphaeaceae.
AAACACGGAAGCGUCUUCCCCAAGUUCGACUUAAAUUCCGCUUCCCGGAGCCCUCUGCCGCGGAGUGCGGUUGCGUCAAACUCCUCCGUCGAGUCCUUCGCUCCGGCGAGUCCUCCGGCCUUCUUCCCCGAUCCUCGCCCGCUGUUCAGAAUAUAAUUAUGUGAAGCUAGUGGAAGUGUAGCUGCAACAAGUAUCAUCCUUGAAUGCAAGUUGACAUGGGCUCAGAAAGACCUCGUAUUCUCUUGGCCGCAAGUGGAAGUGUCGCUGCAAUAAAGUUUGGAGCUUUGUGUCACAGUUUUUCUGAAUGGGCAGAAGUCAAAGCAGUAGUGACCAAGUCUUCCUUGCACUUCAUUGAUAAAGCAUCGGUUCCAAGUGGUAUAAGUCUUUACACGGAUGAAGAUGAAUGGACUAGUUGGAAGAAAAUUGGAGAUAAUGUACUUCAUAUUGAACUCCGCAAGUGGGCCGAUGCUAUGGUUGUUGCUCCAUUAUCAGCAAAUAGUCUUGCAAAGAUGGCAGGAGGUUUGUGUGACAACUUGUUGACAUGCAUUAUCCGAGCCUGGGACUUUAGCAAGCCACUCUUUGUUGCUCCUGCUAUGAACACCUUCAUGUGGAAUAGCCCUUUCACUCAGAAGCAUCUAGAUUUGGUAGGUGAAUUAGGUGUUUCCGUCAUUCCUCCUAUCACAAAGAAGCUGGCUUGUGGAGACUAUGGCAAUGGUGCGAUGGCUGAACCUCACUUGAUUGAUUCAACUGUAAGAAUGUACAUUGCAAAUUCGCAUGACCAGUCAACCAACACAAAUUGCUGAAAAUGUAUUGUUUAUGUAUCUGCUUGACGACGAAGUAGUUAUUUUUUGUUACAUCGGUUUAUUUGGUAGACAUAAUUUGCCUUGUAUUUCAAAAACAUUAUUCUGUCUGUAUGUACCAUUAAUUUUUUUAAAAGGCUAAAAUUUGAGCA